UCACAUUGUCGCUCGUGAGGAUGAUGAUAUACUGUAGUGCAUGUCAUGACGCGUUCAGGUUCCCUCCGACGCGGUUGAAUCGCAGCAGGAUGAGUGGAUUCUUCACCAAAAUAUGUGCAUGUUUUUUGGACUUAUAUGCUUUGCAAAUGUUUUUGAGUCAUUGUAUUACAUUUUAUUAGCAUGGUCAGGAUAUAUUUGCUGUGUGUAAUGUAUUUCAGUAUAAUAUCUGGUUUCGUAUUAUUGUAAGUGUUGGUUUUCAUACGUGGCUCUUAAUUUUAAGCCUUCCACUUUCACUUAAUUUACAUUGUUUGAUACUUUACAUUAACAUGUCUAACUUGCCUUAUAAUACAUUCAUAUAUAUUAAAUUAAUGCUCAAAAUAUUAGAAAUACUUGCUUUACGUCGCCAGAGUUGUGUCUAUUGCCUGCAUUGAGGACACCUGCAGCCAAUCAGCUCAUUAAUUCACUUCCUGGAAGAGCCGCAGCGGGCUCUUUGAUUGGCUCAGAGGUCUGAUUAGUUUACUUUAGCCAGCCUGCGCCACGUCACCGCCCCCCUCCAAAGUCGCUCCCCCGUAAUUUACGAAGAAGUUUGACGUGAACAGACUUUAAACUGCCUGCUUAAUCACCUCAGAAGACGCCAUCUCCAAGCUAACAUGGCAGUCAGACUGUGCGAUGUGGCUUCUCUGCUUAGAAGCGGUUCGUGGGCGCCCGAGCCUUGGACUGGGCAGGUAAUCGCCGCCAUGGAAUCACAGCUGUCCAAUGGGCCGUCGUGCAACAACACGAGCAACGGCCCGUCCACCAUGUCCAACAACUGCUCCUCGCCCGUGGAGUCGGGCAGCAUGGAGGAGAGUAAAACUAAUUUGAUAGUCAACUAUUUGCCUCAGAACAUGACACAAGAGGAGCUCAAGAGCUUGUUUGCCAGCAUCGGCGAGAUCGAGUCCUGUAAGCUUGUCCGGGACAAAAUUGCAGGGCAAAGCCUGGGCUACGGCUUUGUCAACUAUGUGGAUCCCAAAGAUGCAGAGAAAGCCAUCAACACUUUAAAUGGCUUGAGACUUCAGACCAAAACCAUUAAGGUUUCCUACGCACGUCCAAGCUCGGCCUCCAUCCGUGAUGCAAAUUUGUAUGUCAGUGGCUUGCCAAAGACCAUGACUCAGAAAGAACUGGAGCAGCUCUUCACUCAGUACGGCCGAAUCAUUACCUCACGCAUCCUGGUGGACCAGGUGACCGGUCUUUCCAGAGGGGUCGGCUUCAUCCGUUUUGACCGACGAGUGGAGGCCGAGGAGGCCAUAAAGGGCCUCAAUUGCCAGAAGCCGCCCGGCGCCACCGAGCCUAUUACAGUGAAGUUCGCCAACAACCCCAGCCAGAAGACCAGCCAGGCACUGCUCUCCCAGCUGUACCAGUCGCCCAAUCGAAGGUACCCAGGACCGCUCGCACAGCAAGCACGCUUCAGGCUGGAUAAUCUGUUGAACAUGGCUUAUGGUGUGAAAAGCAGGUUCUCCCCCAUGGCCAUUGACGGGGUGACCAGCCUGGCAGGCAUCAACCUCCCAGGCCACCCUGGCAGCGGCUGGUGCAUCUUUGUCUACAACCUGGCCCCUGACGCCGAUGAGAGCAUCCUGUGGCAAAUGUUUGGGCCAUUCGGCGCCGUCACCAACGUCAAGGUCAUACGCGACUUCAACACGAACAAGUGCAAGGGGUUCGGCUUCGUCACCAUGACGAACUACGACGAGGCGGCCGUGGCCAUUGCCAGCCUGAAUGGGUACCGCCUUGGGGACCGCAUGCUGCAGGUGUCGUUCAAAACCAACAAAACGCACAAAGCCUAAAACACAAAUGUACCAACAUUAAUUUUCUACGUUAUGAAAACGAAUCUGCGGGAUUUCUUUGGUUGUUUUUUGCUUUGAAAUUUUGUAUACUUUGAAAAACGGGUACAUAGGUUUAGUCGUUCCGUUGCGCCAAGUCUUGUGCGGUGUUGUGAUUCCUUUUUGUAUCCCGAUUUAUUUUUUUGCUGCCUCGAGUGCUUAACUUCCUUCAGACUAUUUUAUCGGGUUUGUCGUAUUAUUCUCAACGUCCAUCGGCCACAUAAUGUCGCUUACUUUAAAGUUGUAACCGGGAAAGACACAAAAAAUCUAUAUAUUGCCAAAGAGCGAAGAACCUCUUUGGGUUUAAAAAAAACAAAACAAAAAAAAACAAAAAAAAAUCUAUUUUUAUAAAAAAAAAAAAAAUCCAAAAUAAAAAAAUUGGAGCAAACUUUUUACUGGUCCUGAAACAAUAAUACGGGGGAAAAAAAAUAUUUUGACUGGGAAAUUUCUUCGUAUGACAACCCUUGUGAGCUUAACGGGAGAGGUUGCAGCCGGGAGACCCUUGUGAUGUAAAAAAUGUUUUGUAUCCUCUUUGCCAAUUUCUGUUUUUUUUUUUUUUCAUUUGCCGCUUAACGAUUUGACUUGACGACAAAACUGGGCCUCUAAUCCACAGUAUAUAUUUUUUUGUUACGUUGAAGGCCAUCAGUUGAAAUUUGUCGCUCUGUUUUGGUAUGUAGAUAGUUUCACUUCUUCCGAGAAAACCUGGUUAUGUUAUGUGUGUUUAUUUAUAUAUAUAUUUAUAAAUAUAUAUAUAUAUAUAUAUAUAUAUAUCCUGUCUUUAAAUGCUUUAAAAGUUAUAAUAUAAGUGACAAAAUUAGGCAACAUACUUCAAAGCCCUUAAAGAGCAGUGUGCCAUAUGCAUUAUACUGUGGUUUUUUUUGUUGUUUUUUUUAUUCAUGUAAAACAUUUUGCAUUGUGAUGCCCCCAAUUAGACUUUGUUUUUGUUGCGUUUUUUUCUAAAGGGUCUGGCAUGCAAAUAUGCUCCCUUACUUCUUAUGGCUUUAAUGUAAGGACAGUUCAUUUAGCUGUUUUGUUGUUUGUUGUCGUUGGAAAACAGAUUGUUUGAGUAUAUAAAGGAGCGAUGUACGUGUUUGGUUUUUUUCAAGUCCAAAAACAAUUUAACCCCAACAUACCCCUUUUGAGUACAUCAAUAAAUAAGUUUGAAGGGCAAAAAGCUGACUUGGAUUGUUAUUUUUUAAGUAGGUUCUAUGUAAAAUGCAACAAGAGGGAACGGGAGAGAACAAGUGGGGUUUUUUAGGAAAGGAUUUAUUGCAGACAAAGCGAAAUAGGCCGUUCAUCAGCUGUGGUUUGAGACCACAGCUUUUUAAAAGCCAAAAUCUUGGCAAAAAAGAGUUGAUUUGAAACGAGGAGCUUUUUCCGCUGGCUUUAAUACAUUCAUGCAAAUGCAGUCAGAGUAACAGUUGCACGAUUAAUGCCAUGUUACCUGGUUUCCUUUUUAAUUUAGGGUAACUGAAGGACUUAACAGACGAAUAACCGUGAGUCCUGGUUCAAUUUAAAAAAAAAAAAAAAAAAAAAAAGUGGAGUUUUUGAACGACUCAGUCAAUACUCGACCAUCAGUGGUCUAAAUUAGGAAAUGCUUUGCUCAGAGUUUGACUCUGUAGCACUGAAAGACAAACGGCUCCUUGCUGCAGCAUGAGGUCAAAAGAAGUACAAAAGGAACACGAUAGGCCGUCUCCACAUGUUGCAUUGUGCUUCUGAGUUCAUCAUUUCAUAUAUUUUUGUGAAUAUCACUGACAUUCACGACUGAUCACUGCACUCGUGGCCUUAUGAGACACCGUUUUCAUGUUCACGUUUCUAGUUGCACUAAAUGUGCACGAUGACGGGAAUGUUCUGCUUUCUAUUUUCCUUUAUUUCGUACUCUAAGUGAAGCAGGACAUACAGUCGUGAAAAAAUUAGGACACCCCAUGGACGCCUGUGUGUUUUCGAACAUAUUUGGUCAUAUGGAUAUUUAACACGGUGGUCUAGCGGUUAGCACGUUGGCCAAUACAGGAACAGCCUGGAGAUCGGGAAGACCUGGGUUCGAUUCUCCCCUGGCAUUUCUGUGUGGAGUUUGCAUGUUCUCCCCGUGCGUGCGUGGGUUUUCUCCGGGUACUCCGGCUUCCUCCCACAUUCCCAAAAACAUGCAUGUUAGGUUAAUUGGCGACUCUAAAUUGUCCAUAGGUAUGAAUGUGAGUGUGAAUGGUUGUUUGUCUAUAUGUGCCCUGCGAUUGGCUGGCGACCAGUCCAGGGUGUACCCCGCCUGUCGCCCGAAGUCAGCUGGGAUAGUCAGCAUACCCCCGCGGCCCUAAUGAGGAUGAAGCGGUAUAGAAAAUGGAUGGCUGGAUGGAUAUUUAAUAUCAAUUUUAACAAUCUUGAGAGAUUCCAUGAAUAGAACUAAACAAAUAAAACUGAAAAAAUGAUUUUUUUAUAACUUUGUGUAAAAUGUAAUUUUAAAUAAAUGCAAUUUCUGUUGAGGAAUAAAUUAGGACACCCCCACAUUCAAUCCCACUUAAAAUGGCUAACGUCACACACAGGUGUAUCACAUCAGGUGCACAUGAUUAGAACAUCAUUACCCAGCGUUUUGAAGGAGGCUUGCCUUAUUUAAACCUCACAUUUAGUUUGGUGUGCCCCUGACUGAUGGAGUGAGCGAAAACACCACGGUGAGAUCAAAGGAGCUGUCUGAGGCCUUCAGAAAGAAGAUUGUAGACGCUUAUGAGUCUGGUAAGGGAUUUAAAAAGAUCUCAAAAGAAUAUAAAAUCAGCCAUUCCACUGUCCGGAAAAUAGUCUACAAGUGGAGGACAUUCAAAACAACUGCCAACAUGCCCAGGUCUGGCCGCCCAAGCAAGUUCACCCCGAGAGCAGACCGCAAGAUGCUAAAAGUCUCCAAAAACCCUAAAACGUCAUCAGGGGACCUACAGCAGGCUCUUGCUACUGUUGAUGUGAAAGUGCUUGCCUCUACAAUCAGAAAGAGACUUCACAAGUUUAACCUUCAUGGGAGGUGUGCAAGGAGGAAACCUUUGCUCUCCAAGAAGAACAUGAAGGCCAGACUGAAGUUUGCCAGAGUGAAUGUAGACAAAGACAGGACUUCUGGAAUAAUGUUCUUUGGACAGAUGAAUCUAAAAUUGAAUUAUUUGGACGCCAGAACAGAGGACAUGUUUGGCGUAAACCCAAUACAGCAUUCCAGGAAAAGAACCUCAUACCAACUGUGAAGCAUGGAGGUAGAAGUGUCAUGGUUUGGGGAUGCUUUGCUGCAGGAGGACCUGGCCAGCUCACCAUCAUAGAAUCCACCAUCAAUUCUAUCGUGUAUCAGAGGGUGCUUGAGGAACAUGUGAGAUCAUCUGUGAAAAAAUGAAAGCUAAAGCGAAACUGGACUCUGCAACAUGACAGUGACCCAAAACAUACCAGUAAGUCCACCAGGGACUGGCUGAAAAGGAAGAAAUGGAGAGUCCUCAAACAUCUCACAGCUGAAAGUAUUCUGCGUUGAGUCGGGCAAACUUUCUUCAGACCGAUGUCAAAGACUGGUAGAUGGCUACAAAAAGCGUCUCACUGAAGUUAUGGUGGUGGGGUGUCCUAACCUUUUCCUCAGAAUAUGCAUUUUUGUUGAUAUAUUUUGUUUAAUGAGUAAAACAAUGUUAUUUUUUGUUGUUUACCUGCAAUUAAAUCACUUUCUUUUCCAGAGAUAAAGAAAAACAAGAUCAAAGCUAGCAGUGGUGAAGACAUUCAGGCGUAGAAGUUGUCCCUUAUUUUAUUGUCAGGGAGUUGGCAACCCUAGUUGGACAUAUGCAGUCAAAGGUCAAAUUAAGUUCACCUGUAAGGUUAUUCUGCAUUUGAAGUUCAUCCUGAAAUUUCAACUGAAAAACCCACUACCCCUAACUCUUAUUUUUUUUUUUGUGAGUAGUGUGAACGUGCGGUUAUGUGUGCGUUACCCUUGUCCAGUCUUCUCGGAGCCUCCUGUUCCACCAUGAAACAUGAACACAUUUGAAAUCUUACUGCACAGCAACUACAGACAAAACUGCAAUGGCAAACGCUCCCUCUGCUGUGGAGAGACGUGUUCCAAGCACGACGUUCACAUGAACAAAACUGCACCUGGAAAAUCAGCGUGUUGGCUUUCAAAAGAGCUCAAAGAAGACACGCCUCUCCUCCAAAUUGCUCAAGCACAGCUUUAUAUUGACUUUAGGUACAGCUUCUUUUUAAGCGUUUUAGCCUAAAGAUUCCAGAAUACUACGGGACUACAGACUUCAAUUAAAAAUGUUUUGUUUUGAGAACAUCUUAAACAUCUGUCAACUUUUAGAGGGACUUUGCAACCUAUCAGUUUGAAUCUUAGUUCUGCAUUAUGCAUACUAAAAUGUAGGUCUGCUAAAACUAUGUAUAAUGUUAAAUACAGUGUUCCCUCGUUUAUCGCUGCAUAAGUUCCCAAAAUAGCCCGAAAUAAGUGAAAUCUGAAAAGUAGCCAACUUUAUUAUUUUUUUUUUUUUACAAUUAUUAUAUACUGUACAUUUUAAGGCUGUAAAACACCUCCCAAUACACUUUGUAUACUUUUAUUACACGGGCAUUAUCACAUUUCUCUUGUUUAAACACUCAAAAAAGUGGAAACCGUGGUUUGAUCAACCUGCUAGGUUGGACACAAGAAAUGAUUCAGUGACUCACGUGGAUUUCACUCCUCCGACUGUGCCUCUUCGACGCCCUGGCACCAUUCCUCUGUGCUAUAGCUUUUGGUAUCCUAUUUAAAACAUACUGCUCCUGUCGUAUUUUCCUCCUCGUCCUCCUCAAACCGAAGAUUUAUUUAUUCCGUAAUGGCGCCCUACAGGCGCAACUACUACUUCCUCCUCUGCUUUUUGGGUGCGACCGCGGGUGCCUUUGACGGUGCAGUACGUUCCGUCGACAUUGCGGGUGCUGUCGGGGACAAAACCUGCAAACAUACAGCACUUCAGAGUCACAAUGCUAGCGAUCGAACAUUUCUGGGAAUUUGGCGAGCCGAACGCAUUCUGUACCGCACGGGACGGCACGGAGGAGACCGAUUGACAAUGAUCUACAGUCCCUAAGCCAAUCAGGAUGCAGAACACAAUGCGUGGGUUCCCCCAUAGCCAAUCAGGACGCAGACACAAUACAUGUUCAUAUACGCUGUAAAAAAGAAGAGCGCUAAAAAAAAUUCUGCGAGUCCGCGAAAGGUGAACCGCGGCGUAGCGAGGGGACACUGAAUACGGACUUUUACUCCCGCUGUGCGUGCACCGCCAUUGUUGGGCUCUAAAUAUCAAUCAUCAGGUGUACCACAGUGGCUGGUCAUGAUGCCUCUUUAUGGUUUGAAUAGAAUACGUUGGGAUUAUUCCGAUACAGUAAUGAGUUAUCAUCUACAAGUACUCACAUUCAGUCAUUAUAUGAUGGAUUUUAGUCACAGUGCUUUUUCCGCCGACACUCAGCAAGGCUAUUUUCUUGAGAGGACUUAGUGUGCUAUUAACUCGUUCAACACGAGGUAAGGCCGCUUGCUAAUAAUCUUUACAUCAUGAUUACGGAGACCUGAUAAAAAAUGGGCACCUUUUGAGAUACUUAUGAGCUGCGGCGCUGCUUUUUGUUCAUCGCUGCAAGCGAUACAUGAUUGAUGCGAUGCGUCGUGCCUUUGCGGCUGUUAAGUCAUUUUAUUUGGUAGUUAUGAUUCUCAUAUUUAUUUGUAAUGUUCUACAUUUUAGUGUUUUUAUGUUUUUGUAUUAUUUUAGCUGAAAGGCUAAGUAACGAGCGCGGGACAAAGACAAGGACACGAUGUCGACAAAAAGACAGUCGAGUGGGAGUGACGCCAUGAAUCACUGCAAAAGAUGACAAAUGCUGAAAAAAGGACAAUGGACGGGGGACAGAGAAGACGACAAAACAUGACAAUCCACCGAUCCACCCAUUCGCUGGGUCCAGAAGCCGAAAAUAACUGUCUCCGUCCCUCACGCCCCUCUGACGUCAGCAGUAACACGUUUCUCCUGUGGUGUCUAUCUAGCCUCUUUGCCCCGCACGCGCUACACCAUCCUUGACUCAAACGGUAAAAACUAGCAAAAUAAAUUCCGUACGCUGACAUAUUUACGCUUGUCUGUCCGUUCUGUUAAUUAGUUAGCCUCGAGCGAAAACAGGCAAUUACAAAAAAAUACGUAAAGUGUCUUUUGGUUCCUUUGUCUGUCAGGCUACUUUCAGUUCAUGGAGAAAGACGAAAGAUGUCCGUACUAUUUGUAUUCUAGAACGGGGUGGGAUGGGGGUUUUUUGUAUCAUGACUGAAAUCAUAAAAAAGGAAAUGAAAUCUGACCAAAAAGCGUAAAGCAAAACACUUUUUAAAAAGUGCAUGUCUGGUUACUUUCGCUUCGUGGAAAAUUACGUAGGAUAUUUGGACUGUACCAUUUCCAAUGUAGGGCAGGUUGGAUGUUUUCAUGGAGACUUAAAACGACAAACGGUUAAUAAAUUCUACCACUGAGAAAAACGGUGUGGCGAGAUACAAUGGAACCUCAGUUUUCGUAACCCCCGGCUUUUGUUGCAUCGACAAAAAUAUGUCUCAGUUUUGGCACACUGUCUUGGUUAUCGUACGGCCAAACCAGUCGAGUGCCCAAAGACAGCAUCCACAUGUGUGACAUGUUUGAAGACUGAAUAGUGGUUCUGUUAGAGUUGGGACAGUCUAGACAGAAUCCUGGGAACCCUUUAACCGUCUUUAGUAUGUGUGUGGGGGCGCUUUAUUUGUUCACAGAACGGGCACAGAAUGAUGAACAACUCCGCAUCUGUCGCUGUCCUUCCUCCUUUCAGGCACUGUGCGGGGUAAGAACUCAUUGCAAAUUACAAAGGUAGAGUCUGUUAAAAUAGGAUUGUAAUGAGUUCCUUGGUUAACACAGGUUGCAGAGGGAACGGUUUAAUGGAGACGCAUGGUGUCAUUGGUGUCUCACAGAUAGAUAGUGAGCUGGGCCAGUGUGUCAUUUAUUAAUAAAUGUCCGCUGUUUUGUGGCUGACUAUGGAGUGUUAUUAGUCACAAAAUAUUGAAAAACCAGUUAUGUAGUAUUCUGGCCACUAGGCGUCAGUAAUGUUGCAUGACAUUAGAUUACAUUACCUUCAUUUGCUGUGGCAAACGUCAAAAUUAAAUUAUUCUCUCUGUGCCAAAAUGUUAUAGGCUUAAAACUAACAAGCAAUAAGAUCAACGCAUAAUUUGUCGCAACAAAAUCUAGACGGUAAAUAAAAAAAAAAAUCCCAUCUGUUUCUUUAUGUCUUUCUCUUUAUCUGCGAGUCUGCUGCCAGGAGUUGCGAGGAUGUCAAUCACGACCGCUGCCACCCCUUCCCCUCCCCUGCGGAAUAAUGGUUGUGUUGCAUUGUGUCGGAUUGCAUUAGGUUUGAGUGAAUAACGGUGGCUGGCGGAGCUAGCGUCAUGUUUUUUGAAGCCGAGCGCCUGCGACAGGCUCUCCCACACUGUUCCCUGACUCGAAAACAUUAAAAAAAACAGUGAAAGGGACAUUUGCUACAUAUUGAUUGACAGUCUUUUGCGUAUUUUGGGUGAUAACAAUAUUUCUUGGCAUUGAGCUCCCACCUACUAAACAGUCUGGAACAGGAGUGUUGACACCUUGGCUUUGAACCUCAUUGGCUAGCAUUAAAAUGAAUGUAUAAAUCACACGGUGCAAAGUUUUAUAAAGUGCCUGUGCAGAGUCAGUCACUAACAAUCGGGUGAUGUUGAUGAAUAUGCAUGACGAUGAUGUAACAAACGCCUCUGAGCUGACCUACUUCUACGACUCCCUUCUGACAGCGUUGCAAGUGAUCCCGACUCUGUGCUGUUAGAGGCUAGGCUAGCCAACUUUCCCAGACGUUUCCCCGGCUUAAAUUACAAUGAAAGUCAAACAGCAUGGCACCCGGUCAAGACUCUACUAUAUUUGAUUGCGUUAUACGGUUGGUGUGUUUGCAUUUGAUCAUUUUUAGAUACACUAGCUGAGAAGGCUAGUUGUAUACGCCAAUGCAAAUGUUUUGUAUAAAUCGAAUGUGUAGUUUCUGCGUGGAAACUUAUUACUAAUCACUUCAAUGAUACCUGAAUAAGUCAUGAUAUUAAUAGAACAACAAUCUUUUCAUGUACUAUCUAUCUUCCACAUAGAAACGAAUACACAAAACAAAACAAAAACAAACACACAGAAGUAAGGACGUUGUAAUGUUCCGUGGAAAUCAAUAACAUUUUUGCAACAAAUGGUGAUCAAAAUAAUUCCACCCCUCUAUGUCAUGUCAUGCGUACAUUAAUAAUAAGAAGAAGAAUGGAUUAGAUUGUAUAUAGCGCGCUUCAAGGUACCCAAAAGUGCUUAAGAAUAACAUGAAGCAUGGAAGGCUUAUGGUUUAACUGUCCUGAAUCAACAGAAUGCUCUGUGGUUCAAAACGAUAGAAGGAUUUAAAAUAAAUACAAUUCUACCAUCGCUAACGACUUCCAGAAGUAAAGACAUUUGGGGACUUGAUGAUACGCUCAUCAUACAACACGAAGACAUUCUUGUAACUUCUAUGAGUUAUAUCACAAUAAAUCCAGGAUUCCCAAAUGCUCUUAAAACUGUAAUCAUCACUCCAAUAUUCCAAAGCGGGGACAAACAUGAAGUAUGCAAUUAUAGACCUGUCGGCAUACGUCCUGCGGUCUCCAAGGUUAUUGGGAAAGUCGUUGUUGAACAGUCAGUGGAACAUUUGAAUAAAAACAACUUCUGACUGUACAUCCUAUGCAGUUUGGAUGAAGAACAAACCACUUUACGGAAACAGCAUGUUAUUUCCCUGAGCAGGUAAAAGCCAAACUGGACAAAGGAGGGCUUGUGGGGGCGUAUUUUGGACCUUUGUGAGGCACACGGUGCUAAUUUCUAAGAUACGAGAUGAUAAUCGAGAUUAUCGUUUAUCUCACGGUGCACGGAGUUGAUCCAAUCAUAUCUUAGUGACUGUGUGCAACAUGGAAAGAACUACAACUACAGCUUGUAAUAUGGGUGUCCCACAGGGUUCCGUUUUUUGACCAUUAUUUUUCACUAUCUACAUUAAUGAUCUUCCUUCGGUGUGUGGUGAAGUGGACAUGCACAUGCACACACAUGCCACUGUCAUCCAUGUCCGUGGAAAGGAUGCUGCGAGUGUAGCUAACAAACUCACUACAGUUAUAGACAAUAUCGCAGACUGGCUUACACUAAAGUCUGUACCGCAGAUUUUUGUCCAAAAACCCCCCUACAAAGUUCGUAUUGUGAAGGAGUUCAAAUAUCUUGGUGUUAUUUUGGAUCCAACAUUUGGAUUUAAAAAGCAUAUCCAUAAAAUGUGCAAUACUGCAUUCAGACACAUUAGAAAUAUGCUCUCUUACAAUGCUGCACAAAUGUAUUUAAAUUCUAUUCAUAUUCAGUCAUAUUAAUGUGUGUCUUCUUGGUCUCAAGCAAAUAAAAGGACAUUAAAGCCGCUAAAAUCACUCUAUAACAAGGUUUAAAAGAUAUGAGAAGCUUUUCAGGUAUGAUUGUUGUCAGAUCCUCAGUAAGUAUAACAUAAAGUUUUGACAAUUUAAUCGUCUACUCGGAUGUGCAAUUGAUUUGUAAGAUUUUGAAGAGAUUUGUACAGUUGUGCUCUGAGAAGACCACCGGAACGUCUCGGUGUACGGCUCGUAAUGACUGUAGACUUCCUCAAAGAAGCUCAGCCUUUGCACAGACAGCCUUUUCACUUGGAGCCAUCAAAGCACGGAAUAACCUUCCAAACAGUCUGAAGCUAUGUUCUGACCUGUACGAUUUUUCUCGAAAACAUCAGAAAAGUGUUACUGGGAUACCAGCGGUGUCAACAUGAACUACGUCAAUGGUCAUUUACGAAGUACGGUGAUAUAAUCAUUUGCAAUUGUUGGCUGAGGUGUGAGGAGUGAAUGGCUGUACUGUAGAUAGGCAUAUGGUUGGAUAAACUAUAUGGAUGUUGAGUAUUUUAUUGAUUUUAUUGACAUUGAUUUGAUGUUAUUGUGUUAACCCACCUGCCCGGGGACUGCACAUGGAAAGUAGCUAUAUCUAAAUCUGGUGUAAACCAUCUCUUCUUUUUGUAAAGAUUAAAGUGAUUAAGAUUAAUGUGCACAUUGUCCCUGUUAAAUAAAUAAUCAACUAAACUAAGAAUAACCACUUGGCCAACACUAAAAAGAAACUAUACUAACAAUAACAAAGUCUCAAUUGUGCUUGAGCUAGCCAUAUAGAAACUAGCAAAACAUGCUAGGAUAUUUUUCUUUUUAUUUUACAUGAAAUUAAAGCACGUAGACGUUAGUAUGAAACAUUUUCUAGAAAUUGGUCAACUACAGCCGUGAUCUAAACAAUAUCACUCACCAAAGCAUUUGUGAGAUGAUGAACUGUAGUUUUGGCGUAACCCUGCUAGCUAAACAGCUAGUAGUCAUUUAAGCAAUACCACUCAACUGUGGCAAUGUGGCAGGGAAUGGUGAUGUGUUGCACCACUGUCAGCUCAGCACAGUUAGGACGCCCAUGAGCUGCGGUGACCUUUAUGAUACCUCUGAAGGAGGUGGGGGGGGAGUUGGUGGUUUUCUUCUUUGUCAAAUGUACGCGGCACGGAUAUAUUGUAUGGAUAGAAUAUACUGUAUAAACGCUGACAUACUGUACAUGUUCGUGCAGCAUCAGUCUACUCUAAUGCGACUGGAAGGAGGAACAGAGCAGACGGCUGGCUGGAGAUACACUCUCACUGGCCCUGAAGCAUGGCUCUUUAUUUAGCAACACACAUACACACGCAUGCGUGCGCACACACACACACACACACACACACACGCAUGCUGUACACUCCCAAAGGCUUCAUGGCACUCUACCUGCAUCUACUUCCAUCAUUAUUAACACGAUUUUAACAGAGAGAGAGGAGAGCCUUUACUCGUCACUUAGACAGAGGUACAAGCGGAAUUGUGCAAUCACCCCUCCAUACAUAUACAGCAUACCCUACAAUAUGACGG
Molecule: messenger RNA, 12759 nt
Organism: Dunckerocampus dactyliophorus (ringed pipefish)
Lineage: Eukaryota; Metazoa; Chordata; Actinopteri; Syngnathiformes; Syngnathidae
Gene: elavl2
Product: ELAV like neuron-specific RNA binding protein 2
Exons: 8
Coding region: 651-1817 (388 amino acids)
Cellular component (GO): ribonucleoprotein complex
Molecular function (GO): RNA binding
Source: RefSeq, a predicted model, not a curated record